Protopterus annectens (West African lungfish) is the source of this 2168-nucleotide messenger RNA. It is a transcript of the gene NCF1, whose product is annotated as neutrophil cytosolic factor 1. Bases 410 to 1615 code for a protein of 401 amino acids. Gene Ontology annotation, molecular function: superoxide-generating NADPH oxidase activator activity; protein binding; phosphatidylinositol binding. Gene Ontology annotation, biological process: respiratory burst; superoxide anion generation. Gene Ontology annotation, cellular component: cytoplasm; NADPH oxidase complex. The record is from RefSeq and is a predicted model, not a curated record. The transcript is spliced from 11 exons. NCBI's taxonomy places the organism in Eukaryota, Metazoa, Chordata, Ceratodontiformes, Protopteridae.
GAACAAUCCUAGCCUUUCCGCUUGGUUUCGAUGCGCAGUCUGAGCAACUUGCAAGCCUUAUAGGUUAUCGUUUUCUGUGACCCCCUCAAAGCUGACCAGUGCAAAAGUUGUCCCCAUAUUUAAGCAUUUGUCUUUGCUUCGGGAUUGAGUUUUAUUCUUGCUUUCUGAUUGCAGAAGCUGACAUUACUCACAGCCUAAUUUAAUACACGUUAACCGGAAGGCAAAAAAGGGAAGUCGUUACAAAACUGGCUCGCGUUCUGCAAAAACCUUUAUUUAGAGGAAGUUGCAAUGGUUUUUAAACCACAGCUUUUUAAUGCAGAUACGCGGAACUUGUGUGAAUAUUUAGAAAGGACAGUGUGUUUAGCAAGUGGAAAGCGCAGAAAGUGGACUUAAAGGAAAACGGAGCAGCAUGGGGGAAUCCUCUAUCCGGCACAUCGAGCUUUUGGGCUAUGAGAAGCGCUUUGUUCCCAAUCAGCAUUAUGUGUAUAUGUUCCUGGUGAAGUGGCAAGACCAGACUGAAAAAGUUGUCUACAGAAAAUUUACAGAAAUCUAUGCAUUCCAUAAACAUUUGAAGGAAAUGUUCCCAAUUGAGGCUGGGGACAUUAAUGCCAAGGACAGAAUCCUUCCAUAUCUACCUGCUCCUGGCUGGUUUGAUGGCCAAAAGAGUACUGAGAACAGACAGAGCACAUUAGCAGACUACUGCCAUGCAAUGGUGAAUCUACCUGCCAAGAUCGCACAUUGUGCACAUGUUCUUAACUUCUUCCAAGUUACACCAGAGGACGUGAACCCCCCAGCAACCCACCCGUCAAAGAAGACAGAAACAUACAUGGUAACAAAAGAUGCAACUCGAAAAAAUGUGUCUGAGAUCACAGGUCCAGUUAUACUUCAGACCUAUAGGGUGAUUGCGCCAUAUAAGAAGAACUCCAAGUACGAGCUAGAACUAAAAGCAGGCGACAUGGUAGAUAUCGUAGAGAAAAAUGAAAAUGGGUGGUGGUUCUGUCAGCUGGAGAAUAAACGUGGCUGGAUACCUGCUUCUUAUUUAGAACCACUGGAUAGUCCUGAUGAAUCAGAAGACCAGGAGCCCAACUAUGCAGGGGAAAUGUAUAUUGUUACAACUGCUCACACUGCAGAACAAGAGGAUGAAAUAACCUUAGAGGAGGGAGAUGAAAUUGCAGUUAUCCAUAAACUUUUGGAUGGUUGGUGGGUUGUAAGGAAAGGCUUUGCCACUGGUUACUACCCAUCCAUGUAUCUUCAGAAGUCGGGGUCAACAAGGGCACAAGUGGACCAGAAUAUGUUUACAAGCAAAUCAGCUCCUCCUCCAAGAAGGUCUACAAUCAGAAAUGUCCAGAGCAUUCACAAACAGGCCAGGAAACAAAUCCCUCAGGAGACUUACCGACGAAACAGUAGAAAAUACCUCCAAGACCCACCUAACAAGGACAAGAUGGAACAGAGAAGGAAAAAAUAUGUGCAGUUUAUGACAGAGUCAGUACCUGAGGAGGACUCCAAACAAGAGACUGUCCAACCCCAGCCUGUCAUCCCACCGCGACCAAGCAGAGAACUGAUAAUGGCACGCUGUACAGAGCACACGAGGAGGAAGUUAGCAUCUGCAAACUGAACAAGGGUGGAACAGGGCCAUGCUCACUCACUGUUAGAAAGGAUAGCAUCUACUUUGCUUCACAUGACAGACAUUUUUUUAAGGGAGGGGGGUAAUUUUGAUCUGAAGAUAACAUAAUACUAGUUUGUCAUAUUUCAGCAUCCUUGAUAUCAGUAUGAUGGUGGAACAUAGCCAUAUAAGCAGAAACAGGUGGAAAAUGAUACAUGAAACUCUGUCUACUGUAUGGGCAUCACAAUCAUAGAGUAUAAUAACAGAUCUUUAAGAAGGAUGUAAUGGUCCUUCUCAAUUGGAAAUUAACUUAGGCUUUUGUGCAGCCACAGGCUACAGAGUGAACAUCCAUCGCCUCCUUUUGUGUAUUUUAAAUUGUGUCUAUCCCAGAAAUAUUACUGUGGAGUGACAUUCUGGUAAACAAACUUGAAUUUCUUUUUAAAACUGUUUGAUGAUUUUAUAAGAAUUAUUUGUAUUUAUGAUAUGUAGAUAUUUUAUUAAACUAAGUAUAAUGACCUCAGUAAGGUAGUUGGAACUCUUAAAUAAAAAUCAAAUCAUAAUGCCU